This is a messenger RNA of Saccoglossus kowalevskii, 2943 nucleotides long. RefSeq names its product WD repeat and SOCS box-containing protein 1-like. The record is from RefSeq and is a predicted model, not a curated record. Gene Ontology annotation, biological process: intracellular signal transduction; protein polyubiquitination. NCBI's taxonomy places the organism in Eukaryota, Metazoa, Hemichordata, Enteropneusta, Harrimaniidae. Gene Ontology annotation, molecular function: protein binding.
CUGAUCGUGAGAGCGGCAACGUACGGUGCUGAUGUAACACACACCCAGGAACGAAAAGGUUAAUUUUAGUUCGUAAUUUUCACGCCGAUUUUGUUUCAACAUAACUCUAUGUGGAUAUUUCUAAUAGGCAGCAUCGGAAAAUUUUGAUAAUUUGUGUGAUUUCAAGAAAGACUGUAGUGGAACGCAAGCCAAUCUCAUUCAUCCUCGAAUCAUGUGUGCCUUCGAUUCAGUCCUUCGUCAAUGAAUGAGUGUUGAUAUAUCUUACACAUUUUGAGGAAAACUACUCGAGACAUCUACCAGUGACAUUUAUAUUCCAUAAAGGAUCAUGGCAAGUUUUCAAUAUGUCACACGGGGUGAAAUAGAAAAAGCCCCUUUGAUAGCAGAUUUAAAGAACCAGGCUCAUGUAGGACAAACUCACAAAGCUGGGAGUGAGUCUUGGACGUGUACGUUUGCACCAGAUAGGUCAUACUUUGCCUGGUCAUGUGGGAAUAGACUAGUGAGGCUUGUACCAUGGGAUCCGUACAGAAAUACAGUUGGUAUUCCGUUGAAAGCUGAACACCGCCACAAUGAUGAAGACAAUAACAACUAUAUGCAGCAUGUCCGGACUAUUGACUGUGGCGAGAUCGUCUGGGCCAUGGCGUUUGGAUCAUCGGUACCAGAACGAGCCAGGAAAAACAUUAAUAUUCACUAUACCAGAUUCAAUGUUGGUAAAAAAGAAGAGUUAGUACUUGCAACUGGUUUGCAUAGUGGUAGAAUUAAGACAUGGGACAUUCACAAAGGUGAAAUCUUACAUUACCUCAUAGACCACAAAGAAGUGAUACGAGAUUUGGCGUUCGCACCCGAUGGUAGUCUGAUGCUAGUCUCGGCGUCUAGAGAUAAAACCUUGAAAGUAUGGGACCUCAAUGACGAUGGUAACAUGGCGAUAACACUGAAAGGACAUCCCAAGUGGGUGUUUGGAUGUUGUUUUUCACCAGACACCAAACUGUUAGUCUCUGUCGGGAGUGGGAAAUCGAUAAUUUUAUGGAAAGUUUUAAAUUUACCAAAAGACUUAGUGUUAUGGAAGAGAUUGGACGGUCAUUACAAUGACGUAGUAGCAUGUAGAUUUUCUCCAGAUGGCGCACUGCUUGCAACGGCAUCAUGGGAUACCCGAGUUAUUGUAUGGGAUCCCUAUACCGGUGAAAAACUUAAAAUAUUUGGACAUGUAUUCCCUCCUCCUUCGCCUAUAUUUGCUGGUGGUGCUAAUGAUACAUGGGUACGAGAUGUGUCAUUCUCCCCCGAUGGUAGUCAUGUCGCUUCCAUUGCCGAUGACAAGUACGUGAGAUUCUGGUCGCUAUUUGAUACGCAGAUACCAGAGCAAAUAGCGAUUGUGCCAAACGGUUUAUGCUGUGCCUAUUCACCGGGCGGUGGAGUACUUGCUACUGGAACAAGAAAUGGGAAUGUAUUUUUCUUUGCUGCUCCGAUGAAAGUACAAACCCUUCAACACUUGUGCCGGAUCGUCAUCAGGAAAAUGAUCCAUGACACGAAUAAAAUUGAAAAACUGUUCAUACCCAAAAGUCUGAGAUGUUACCUGAGAUAUAAAGAAUGAACGGUGGAUCAAACCAUUCUGAACUAUAGGGAGGACUGCUUGGACUCACAGUGAUGUGCAGUCAUAUUUUACUAAACAUGCAUAAGUGACUUGACUCUCGCAGGAUUCACUGCGAUUUACAUUUUUUAGUAAUAUUUUAAGUUUACAGCAUUUAACAAGAAGACAUGGAAACAAAUUUCCAUGCAAUGUACGUUUUUUUUAUAUAUGGGUUGGCAUUUAAUGCAAUUUGUAAAAUGAAUUUAGGGGGGAGUGAUUUUAUUUACUGAAAUUCUAGUUAGACAUUGCAUUGCAGAUCGAGCAGUAGUUCAAAUGUUUGUCACCAGUAUUCUUUGUUUGCUAGAUGGUCUUUAUUUUAUGCCUUCAGUUGACAGUGUGACUGUCAAAGGUCACACAUCCUGGUACAUCAUGAGGGUAUAGAAAGUGCCAGGAUGUGUGACCUUUAGGAGGGAGUCAUAUGAUGUCAUGUGCAGGAAUUGUGGGAAAUAUGUUUUAAGAUGUCAAAUUACUGUGAUUAUUAACGUGUCCUAAUUAUUCCGGUUAUUUUCCGACAAGCAUGAUCUUUCUAUUUGGAUAUUUCCCACAAUUCAUUGCAUAUGUACACUAUCAAAUAUAUCGUAUAUUGGUUUUCAGAAUACACGUAUCAUCUCAGAGUGCAACCUUUGACUUUUGACCAAUUUCAACUGGUGCCACUUUUCACAGAUCUAUAGCUAGUAGGAAAUCAUGUCCAUUGGACAAUUAUGAACUACAACUAUAGAAAAAAUAUAACACCAAAAUUUAAGUGAAAAAAGGUGAUGUCUAAAGAAAUUCAGACAGUUUGUCCAGAUUUGUGUUUCCUGAUAAGUAAAUAUCGAUUGUUAAAAAUAAACAGAAGAUAAAAUAGACCACAAAUUCCAAAGUACAUUUGUACUUACCGUAUUACUAAACAAACAUUUAAUUCUGGAACAACUUUGUGUGAUCUACACUCACUGAAUUGUGAUUAAUAAUGCAUGAACUGCACAUGAUUUCAGUAUCCAUAUCUUUUAAUUUUUUCUCAGAUGGAAUUUCUUAGGGUUAGCAAGAUAACAAUACAUCAUGAAUAUUUCAAGUUUUAAAUAGUCAUACACUUCUAGGGUCAGAGUAAACGAGUACUUGCCAGGGGGAUUUUUUUUUUUAUUAUCUUCAUUACGUGUAUUGGCCGCAGACUUGUGGACGUGUAAAUAUAUGGUGAGAAGUGCUUGCAAGGAAAACAUAUUGAAAGUUUCCCGCUAAGGUUUUUUUUUGUACAGAAAGAAGAUGGAGAAAAAGAGCGGAUGUUGCUGUUCAGUGGAUCUUUUCAGCAACUUACAUAUAAAUAAAUGCUAUUUAUUAAAAUCAAAAUA